This is a messenger RNA of Trematomus bernacchii (emerald rockcod), 1225 nucleotides long. It is a transcript of the gene snx3, whose product is annotated as sorting nexin 3. The transcript has 4 exons. Gene Ontology annotation, molecular function: phosphatidylinositol-3-phosphate binding. The coding region runs from base 34 to 522 and encodes 162 amino acids. Gene Ontology annotation, cellular component: early endosome membrane; retromer complex. Gene Ontology annotation, biological process: endocytic recycling; late endosome to Golgi transport. Lineage: Eukaryota; Metazoa; Chordata; Actinopteri; Perciformes; Nototheniidae. The record is from RefSeq and is a predicted model, not a curated record.
ACUAUCACUAGCUGCUAGAAGGACAGGGGAGAAAUGGCUGAUACCAUAGCUGACACAAGAAGGCUCUUCUCCAAGCCCCAGAACCUAAAUGACGCUUAUGGACCUCCAAGUAAUUUUCUAGAAAUUGAUGUGAGCAACCCUGAGACCAUCGGGGUUGGCAGGACCAGAUAUACCACGUAUGAAGUCAGACUGAAGACCAACCUACCCAUCUUCAAGCUGAAGGAGUCGAGCGUACGGAGGCGGUACAGCGACUUUGAGUGGCUCAGGGCGGAGCUGGAGAGGGAAAGCAAGGUGGUCGUCCCUCCUCUCCCAGGAAAAGCUCUAUUCCGGCAGCUUCCGUUUCGAGGGGAUGAUGGGAUAUUUGAUGACUCUUUUAUCGAGGAGCGGAGACAGUCUCUGGAGCAGUUUCUCAACAAAGUGGCGGGUCAUCCUCUAGCUCAGAACGAACGCUGCCUGCACAUGUUUCUACAGGACGAGUCUUUGGACAAGAGCUACACCCCAUCCAAAAUCAGACAAGCCUGAGAGAAAAGAUGGCUCUGCUCUGCUCAGCCCGACUGUCCAAAGCUCUCUUCACUGCUCCAGGUUUCUCUCAGACAAUAAACAUUUCAACUUUUCCUCCACACGCCCCCCCCCCAAAGUAAUAACGUUCACUGCCUCUUUUAGUUUAAUUAGUGACAAUGAUCUAUGUUUUUUCACUUUCUAAUUGGAGUCAAGAAUGUUCGACAUUUCUGUGGUUGAAGGUAAUUUAUAGUAAUUUCUCUUUAUGUCUGGAAAUGCCACUAACAUGGAUAUAUAAUGUAUUUAUCAUUUAGCUAUGUCUUGAAUAUAUUCAUUUAUAUAGUUACAUUGAAUGAGCAUUCUAUGUAUGCAAAGCUCUUGUAAAGACACACAGCGUUUCCCAUCAUAUAUAUAUAUCCAAUACUGGUAUGUUGCACACCAUAACUGGCAACUAAACACACACACGCAUAUAUAUAUAUAUAUAUAUAUAUAUAUUUGAUGGGCCUCGACUUUUAAAUCACACUCAGUUGAUCCUCUUCAAAAGGAAGCACCUGUGUGUAUCAACCAGCACCUGACCAGUUAUCACAAUGAUUUUCUAAUAAGAAAGAAGUAAUUUACACAGAGGGAACUGCAGUAUUUCUACUGGCUAUAUGCAUUUUGAGAUUUGUAUACUGCUGUGCCAUUUUUGUUUAUUUUGAAGAUUUUCCAAUAAAAUAGGUGAAAUGUC